This is a messenger RNA of Physella acuta, 3760 nucleotides long. RefSeq names its product condensin-2 complex subunit G2. Gene Ontology annotation, cellular component: condensin complex; nucleus. Gene Ontology annotation, biological process: mitotic sister chromatid segregation. The record is from RefSeq and is a predicted model, not a curated record. Lineage: Eukaryota; Metazoa; Mollusca; Gastropoda; Physidae.
CUUUAUGAUUCCUAGAAAUGAAUGGCCUUCCUAUAUGGUAAAAUGGUUCCUGUACAGUAGAAGCCUUAACUUCAAACUGGUUUGUAGGAUCAUUAUGACAGGUAAUAAAGAAACUAAACAAUACUACUUGGAUUUAUAAGAGUACAUCAGUCUAUGCCGUCGCCAUUUUCAUCUAAGAGUCUAAGAAGGAUUGCUGUGAGUUAUCUCUAGAUGGAAGUCUCAUCGAUAGUUUGAUACAUCUGAGCAAAAAGCAAUUGGAUGAAUUAUGGGAUGGUGUUCUUAAUCUCAGCAUGUCUCGGCUCUUAAACAAAGAACUUGAAACAAAUGGAGCUGAACUUGAUGAAAUGUAUGAAAUUAUGCAUUGCAUAACAGUUCUUGCAUCAUCAACUAUUAAAGCUAUGAUACAAAGUGGAAAAGAUGGAAAUAACAAUAAAGAAGACCUUGUAGUACCACAGUCACUUCAAGAGAUAGCUAUUAUUCUUCAUGGAAUUCUGCCUACACUUACACAAUAUGAAAGCAAGCUAAAAGAUGAAUUGUCCCAUUUGUUCGAGCUGUGUUGGAUAAAUCAAAUACCAGGCAGGGAAGAAUUAAUGGCCAAUACUAUUAUUUAUCUGCUCUCUAAAAGCACACAUGCCAAGUCUACUCAAUCUGAUGUAUCUCGUGUUUAUGGAGUUCACCAAGUUCUGUCAGCUGUUGACUUAUGUAGUGAAAAUGCAUCUGUUUUGUCUGCAUUACUUUUGCAGUGCAUUUAUCACCCUCAGUUUGUUACUUCAUCAGUGGGAAUAAAGUUUUUAUCCUUUCUGUUCACCCUGAAUUUAGAAUUCACAGAGAAAUUGCAUCAGAGCAUCAAGAAUCAUUUACCCAAUACUCCAAGAACAUGGCACCCAAAGUUUGGGGAAAUCUACUUUAGAGCAUGGCAAAGAACUUCUGAUCUUUUUCGUGAGAAAAUAGAAGUGUAUUGCAUUCAAGACUUGAUGUACAGAACAGUGCAUUCACAAAGAGGACAUAACAGCCCAAUUUUCAACACUCUUUUCAAGGUACUAAGUUUCAUCCAUAAAGAAAAAACACAGAGGGGUGUAGAGGCUAUGUUAACUAAGUUGUAUGAACCUAUACUUUGGAGAUCCCUACUGGUUACUAACAGUGAUGUAAGAGCAAAUGCUGCAGCUCUUAUGUUUGAUGUUUUCCCUCUACAAGAUCCAGCAUUACACAAUGAACAGGCAGAUACAGCCUUACAGAGGCAGUUUGAUUUAAUGCACAGUCUGUUAGCAGAUCCUGUAGCAGAAAUUCGUCUGAUAGCAGUCAAAGGUGUUGGUCAGGUUCUGAAAAUCUAUUGGGAACUAAUCCCUGCCCAGGUUAUCCAGUGUCUUAUUACAACUUUAGUGCAGGAUCUUGCUUAUGAUUGUUCAUCUCCUCUAAUCAGGGAAGCUGUCAUUAAGGUUCUGCUUCACCUAUGUGACAAUCAUUUGUGCAUUCCUCUAUUAAAGACCAUCCUUCCAGAACUUGGCAACUUUGUGCAUGAUGUAUCUGAGAAAGUGAGGAUAGCCAUGUUUGAUAUCUUGCUGAAGAUCAAAGGUCUAAGAGCUAUCAAGUUUUGGAAUGUCGUAUCACUGGAGCAUAUUUUAAGCAGACUUGAAACUGAUACUGCACCAGUUGUAAAACGAAUCAUGAAGUUAAUUGGCCCCUCUUUCUUGCCAGUGGAUUGCACACCAGCUGAACAAGUAGAGAGAUGCAUUACUCUGAUCAAAACCAACCAGGGUGCAGCCAGACAAUUUUUCAUGCAUGUUUCUCAAUUCUUCAGUCUAGAAGAUGUUGUCAAGUACAUUGUUAUAUUAUGCCGCUAUAUUUUAGAAAGUGCACGCCAAAUUAAAGGAACCAAUAGUGCUAGUAGAAAUGAAGAAAAUGAAAACAUUAAUGAUAAAGAAGAAGCAACAAGCAAUAAAAAGGCAAAAAAAGAUACACGAUCAAAAAGCACAAACAAGUGCAAAGAGUCAGAGAAAGAUAAAGAUAGUUCUACUGAAGAUGCCAGUCUGGAGAGCAAUGACAGCCAAGUUUUUUGUGGAAUGGUUGAAGCUAUUUAUUUAAUGUUCAUCUCUAUCUCAGAAGAGAUCAGCUCAGCUGAAAACCAACAAAUGAAAGAAAGUCUGGCGAAGAAACUGAGUGUUACUGUAAGAGAACUAAUGGCAGUGUCACAGGAUCCUGAUCUAGACACAGCCUUGAUAGCUCUGGCCGGUCACCUGCCACCUAAAGCCUUGCCUCUUGUCAGCCAGAACCUGCUCAAUAGACUUCGAAGAGGCUGUCAGUCAGGAAAGAUGUUAGACACAGCUUCAAUCAUUAAAACACUUGUGCUGUGGGGGAAAACAGACUGUGUGAUUGAACUGAUUAAAGAAUCAUUGGAGAACACUUUGAAUGUUAAUCAAGAUGAUUUAAAUAAGAAUUUUAAAAAGCCCAAGAAGAAAAGAACUGUUACUUUCACUGCUGAAGAGGAUUCUGUGAUUGCCUUGGAUCUGGCUAUGGAUUUGAUAUUGAAAUUAAUGAGCCAGGCUGAUUGCAGAUUGUUGUUGUUAAGUAAACAUAGAGCUGGACUUUAUUUACUGUUGGAUUCCAUGAGUCCUGUUACACAGAAGCUGCAGAGUUUCUUAACUUCGGCUACAGUAGUUGAAUGUGAGGUAGCGGGCCUUGUCAAACUGUAUGCAACUUACCUCCGCCUUGCUGCAUUUACUUGCACCCACACACAGCAAGACAACCUGAAUCUCUCAGAUAACCAAAUGGAUGAUGAGAACAAUGUUAAUGGUGGCAUCAAAGCAAUGCAACUGGCCGUUUCCUGGACUAACAGCUGUGUCGUGCCUAUUCUUCACGUGAAUACUACACAAGAAAAACAAAACUACUGUAUCCAGACAAUAGAAUAUACAUUAAAAGUUUGCAGGGGUCUGUUGAUGAUUGGAGGGUGUGAAGGUCCACUACUAGAUGAAGUUAUUCUGCUAUGCAAGACACUGUUGCAAUCCCCAUUGUCCUUUGUGACGCUGACAUCUGAUUCACUAGCAUGUGUCUACCAGUUUUGUCUGUUCCGUAAACAAGAAGUGCAGGAAAGCUUAAAUGGCUCUGUUCAUUUAUGUGUUAGUCAAUUUUUAAAUUCUCUUUCAAAAAGUUUAACUGAAGAAAAUUCAGAGGAAUUUCAAGCAUUGGGCCAAUUAAGUGAGACAUUUGCAUCAUGGAGCUGUACCAUCAUUGAUAUUAUACUAGAGCUGGUCAGACAAGGUAGAUUUAUGUCAUCAGUGGAUAAAGUAAUGGCUAGUAUUCUUUCAUCUACCUUAAUUGAAACUGCCUGGAUGUCAAAGAACAAAAAUACAGAUAAAAAGCCUGGGUUCACUAGGUUUUUGAUCCCCCUUUUUAAAAAAAGGAUACCAAUAAAGAAAAUGUUUCUCAAGCAUUUCCAAGAGUAUUGCAGUACUGAUAUAUCAGACAUUGAUCAACUCUCUAUUGUCGUCAACAUCAUUGCACUAUUGGAGUCAGGUGAUGUUGAAACCCUGAGAAGAUCCAUUGAAAACAUCCAGUCUGCUGGUUUGGACAAAGAUGCUAAUGAUGAAGCUUUAAGAGAAUUGAAGCAAAAUAUAGAAGGUGUAAUUAGCAAACUGUGAAGGGCAACUAAUCAAACCAAGCAAGUUAUUAUUUUAUUUACAUGUUAUGCUUUGUUCAUUCAAAACAAACUUUUAUUUACAAAUGAAAUUAUAUAUAAAAUAUUUUUGUUGGAAAAUAAAAAUUG